AUGCUGUCAACCAAGCUUUCACUAGCCUUCAUCCUCGCUAGUUUAUUGACCUUGAGUUUAUUCUGCUCUUGGUCUUUGAGAGUUGUCAACGGUCAACAAGUUUCCAAGUUGACAGUUAGAGAAAUUUUCUCUCCAAGUGCUGAUAGUGAAUUAUGGUUGAAUCACGAAUAUGCCUUGGAAAUGGCUCACCAUCCAAUGUUUGAUGACCAUUUGGAAAGUGUUUUGGCUGAUUUGGAUGGUUUCGAAUUCGAUGUCGAAUCUGAUGAAGUUUUAUUAGAAUACAUGAAUAGUUUAUCUGAUGCUGAUGCCAAAUUCUUCAGAAGAGCCUUCAGAGGAAUCGGUAGAGCCUUCAGAGGUAUUGGAAAAGGAAUCAGAAGAGUUGGAAGAGUCUUCAGAGGAGUUGGAAAGGGUUUAGCCAAAAUUGGAAAGGGUGUUGGAAAGUUCAUUAAAAAGUAUGGUAAAAUCAUUCUUCCAGUUGCCUUGACAUUUGCAACUGGUGGUUUGGGUGGUUUUUCAUUGGCUGGUUCAUUGGGAGGUACUUUGGCUAAGGGUGCUGCCUUGUUGAGUAAGGUUAGUGCAAUUGCUUCUAAGGGUAAUGCUAUUUUGAAUGGAUUGAAUUUGGUUACUGGUGGUAAAUCAAAGCUCCUUGGUAAGGUUUUGAAUUUCACAAAUAAGGUUACAGGUGUUUUGGGUAAGGGCUCAAUGCUUUUGGGUGCUGGUAAUUCAUUGGUUGGUGGACUUUCUAAUUUCAGUUUGAAGAAUAUUGCCUCUCAAUUGAAACCAAGCGAAUUGUUCAAGGGAUCAACUUUAUUCGAAAAGGGAUCAAACUUUUUGAAUAAGGCCUCUGGAUUGAUUCAAAAAGGACAAGAUUUUACAUCUAAAUUGAACACCUUAACAGGUGGCAAGAUUAAGAUCUUGAACAAGAUUUCAAAUACCUUGGAUAAGGCUCAAUCAUUUGCUGGAAUUGGUACUGAUGCAUUGAAGGGAUUGAAUGGUGGUUGGAAUUCUUUGAAGAACUUGAAUUUGAAGAAUCUUGACAUGAAGAGUUUAUUGACAACUGAAAAUAUCAAGAAGGGUUUGUCAAGACUCGAUUCUACCAUUUCCAAGACUCAAGACAUUGUUUCUCGUAUCAAUGACGUUACUGGUGGUAAGAGCAAGUCUCUCAACAAUAUCUUGAACGUUUUGAAUAAGGGUCAACAAAUUGUUGGUGUUGGUAAUACUGCAAUUGACAGAUUUUCUGAUAUUAAGGGUGCUGUUUCUAAUUUGAAGAAUUUGAAGAAUAUUGACAUGAAGAAAUUGUUCACUGUUGAUGGAAUUCAAAACAGCUUGUCAAAGCUUGAUAAUACCUUGGGUAAGAGCAAGGAAUUCCUCUCUCAAAUUAAUGACAUUAGUGGUGGUAAGAGCAAGGCCUUGAAUAACAUUAUUCAAAAAUUAGAAAAGGGUCAACAAGCUGUUGGUAUUGGAUCAACAGUUGUUGAUCAAUACAGUGGUAUUAAAUCAUCCAUUGAUCAAUUGUCUAGUUUGAAGCAAAAUGAUUUGAAGAAACUCUUAACUUUUGAUAAUAUUCAAAAUGGUUUGGGUAAAUUGAAUGGUGCUUUGGCUGGUGGUGAAAAGUUGGCCACUCAACUCAAUGAAUUCACCAAUGGUAGAAGUAAGACUUUGGUUGAAUUGAUUUCCAAGUUGCAAAAGGGACAAAAGGUUACUUCUGUCACUUCCUCAAUUUUGGAUGGAGCUAAGGAUGCCAAGGAAAGCAUUGAAAAGUUAAAGACCUUGAAGAAGGAAGAUUUGAACAAGUUAUUGACAGCUGAAGGUCUUCAAUCUGCAUUGAAUAGAAUGGCUACUGCUUUCCAAAAGGGUGAACAUAUUGCUUCUCAAUUGAAUGAAGUUACCGAUGGAAAGAAUAAGGGUUUGACCAACUUGUUAUCUGCUCUUCAAAAGGGACAAGCUCUUGCCAAUGCUGGUUCUACCUCAAUUGACAAGAUUAAUGGCAUCAAAUCAGCUGUUGAAACCUUAAAGACCAUCAAUGGCAAGGAUUUGUUCACUCAAGCAAAUUUGGAAAAGGCCAUGGAAGGAAUUAGUGCUGUUUAUGAAAAUGGAAAGGGAUUAGUUGACCAAGUUAAGGAAGUUAGAAAUACCUUCAAGAAGAAUGAUCAACCAGCUGUUGAAGCUCCAUCUAAUGAGGAACCAUCAGCCAAUACUGAAACUCCAUCAACUGAAACUCCAGCUGAAACUCCAAAUAAUACUGAAGCUCCACAACCAGACGUUGCUGAACAACCAUCUGCUCAAGAAGGAGAAGCUCCACAAGAAAUUGAUCCAGCCACCGCUGCAGGAUAA
Messenger RNA from Naegleria gruberi, 2334 nucleotides. RefSeq lists its product as uncharacterized. The coding region runs from base 1 to 2334 and encodes 777 amino acids. The transcript is spliced from 5 exons. NCBI's taxonomy places the organism in Eukaryota, Heterolobosea, Eutetramitea, Acrasida, Naegleriidae. The record is from RefSeq and is a predicted model, not a curated record.